Messenger RNA from Yamadazyma tenuis ATCC 10573, 3430 nucleotides. The record is from RefSeq and is a predicted model, not a curated record. NCBI's taxonomy places the organism in Eukaryota, Fungi, Ascomycota, Pichiomycetes, Serinales, Debaryomycetaceae.
AAAUCAACUACUCAAGUCAUCAGCUGCGCCCUUUGAUUGUCCACUGUGUCAGCAACACAAACAGCGUAUUCAACAUACACGUACAUACGCUGUGUUUGUAACCACUCCACAAAUCCAAAACUACAAUGGCCAUCAUCAAACGGCGUGCCCCCCGGUCCUCGUCACAGCUGUCGGCUGCAACUGUUUCCCCCACUGAAAACUUAUUUAUAAACAUCCAUGCCAACCGAGCUGCCGAUUUGAUCGAGGAAAGUCGGUUGGAUAUUGCUUCCAGGAUUACUGCCAAUCGCACUAACCCGAUCUUGCUUGCAAACUUGAACGGCCAAAUCAAGAAAACCAAAAGAAAACUCAGCUCCAACAACCCGUCAUGGGACCAGAUACUCUCACUCCCACUAAAACCAUACGACCGAAGCUCCGUUGUCACCUUGAGUGUGUGGGAUAAGCAUCGUGGCUACAAGAACUACUUGGGAGAGCUUCGGAUUGAUUUAGCCCUGGUUUUUGGUGAUGGUGACAACUUCACUCCCAAAACUGAGUUGAAGUGGUAUAAGCUCUAUUCCAACGAUUCUCAAAAACACUUUGUCACGGGAUCCUUGUUGUUGGCGUUCGAGCUUGUCGUGAAACAGAAAAAGGGACUUGCCAAACGAUCCCAGACGGUCGAGGAUUUCAAGGCCAUGGACCUCACAAGUGUUGCUGCUCCACUGAACAAGAAGCUUGAGUUGUUGAAUGACUGGAAGAAGUCGUUGAUUUAUAGUGAUGAUGCCAAAGCGUUGCUGGUGAAUGACCAGGGGUUUUAUUCAGACUCGGGAGACGUCUCGGACAUCUCGGACGUCUCGCUUUCGGAAGCAGAUGCGGCCUCUUUGUACUCAGACACCCAUUCCCAGCGGUCUAACGAGCUUUCCGAGCCUCAGCACAAUCUACUGCCAGAGUUUGAUAUAAAAGAACAGAACCAUAUGUUUUCCACCGACGAUUUGACCACCGAUUUCGACGAAUCCGAUGCCGUUUCCCUCGUGGAUAACGAGGGAGGUAGGCUGGAUCCGCAAACUAGAAGGACCCGCCGGUUUAAGCACAGAAAACCCAAGCAUCCAGAAAGAUCGAAGUUUGAGAUCAAAAAUCGGAAAGUCGAUGGGGUUCUCUUUCUUGAGGUUGUUUCGUGCUCCGACCUUCCUCCCGUACGAAGACUCACAGGAAUGGGACGGUUUGAUAUGGACCCGUUUGUGGUUGUGACGUUUGGCAAGCAAACCUUCAGAACCAGCUGGAAACGGCACAAUUUAAACCCGAUUUUCAAUGAAAGGCUUGCAUUUGAGAUCCUCAAACAAGAGAAGAGCUUUGAGGUCCACUUUCUUGUACUCGACAAAGACCGGUUUUCGUUGCAUGAUGACGUUGCCAGUGUUUCGAUACCCUUAAAGGACUUGACCAAAACUGCCACCGCUGCUCCCAAAAGUAUGUAUUUGAGGCCAGCAGCCGAAGCUUCUGGCGAGUCGUUGGAGUUAACCCAAGAAGAGUUUACAGACAGUGAGCUUCCCUCCAAUAAACUGAUUACGAUUGUGGAAAAUAACAAUCUUGUCGAAACCAUGGAGAAGAGAAUAAUCCGCAAGAAACUCAAGCUCAAGUACUCUGACACUUCGAGAUUCAAGACGAUGGACUUGGCCCUAAAUCUUGUGGAUGACAAGUACAAGAACAAGUACAGCCCCAAAUUGAAGGUUCGGGUUCGAUACGAAACUUACGAAAACCUCAGACGGUCGUUCUGGGAAAGACUCCUUGACCAGUAUAAUCUCGCGGACUCACAGGACACCAACAUUCAGGAAAAGACGUACGACUAUAUUGAGCUCAUCUCGCUCUUGGACACUUUAGGCUGCGAAAACAGUGACGAGAUUGUUACCAAGUUUUUCGCCAAGUACGGAAGACUGCCUUGGGGAGGCGAUACACUUCAGAUUGAGCAAAUCUGUGAAUGUUUGGAGGAGCACAUUGCUGCUGAUGAUACCAACAACAAGUUGUUUGAGAUUGAACAGUGUCCCAACUGUCUCAAAAAACGAUUCAUCAACAAACAUGACGUGGACAUUGUCACCCAUUUUGCCAUUUGUGGAUCGAAAGACUGGAGUCUCGUGGAUAAGUUGCUUGUGUCCUCUUAUGUCACUCCACAGCUUGCCUCUAAGCGGUGGUUCACCAAGGUGUUGAUCAAGCUCAGCUAUGGUAAAUACCAGCUUGGAAGCAACUCGGCCAAUAUCCUAGUUCAAGACAGAAUGACGGGAAUUAUUCUCGAAGAGAAGAUGGGUGUCUACGUGCGAUUGGGAAUCCGGCUACUCUACAAAGGGUUGGACAAGGCCCGAACCAAGCGAAUCAGAUCGUUACUAUAUAAGUUGAGUGUCAAGCAAGGCACAAAGUUCGAUGAUCCUGCUCUGAAACAUGAUAUCCCUUCGUUUGUGAGAUUCCACAAACUCGACUUGUCAGAGUGCCUAGAUGAAGACCUCAGCAAGUAUGCGACGUUCAAUGAGUUUUUUUACCGGAGACUCAAACCUGGUGCUAGAACUAUUGAAAGGGAAGACGAUGACCGUGUGGUCAUUUCACCUGCUGACUGCCGGUGUGUUGUAUUCGACUCUGUCGUCGAGUCCACCAAGUUGUGGAUCAAGGGUCGCAACUUCACCAUCGCCAAGCUCUUCAACGGGAACUUCUACGGGUUGGAGAAUAAAGAUAUCUACAGGGCCGAAAACUGCGCAGUUGCUGUAUUCAGGCUUGCACCUCAAGACUACCAUCGGUUCCAUUGUCCCGUGUCGGGUGUGAUCAAGAAGAUUAAGUUCAUUGAAGGAGAGUACUAUACGGUCAAUCCCAUGGCCAUCCGGUCCGAACUAGACGUUUUUGGAGAGAAUGUCCGUGCCCUUAUUGCCAUUGAGACAGAAACCUUUGGAACGGUGGUGAUGAUACCAGUGGGCGCCAUGAUGGUGGGGUCGACAAUUUUGACCCGCCAGGAAGGUGAAGAAGUUAAAAAGGGUGAAGAAAUGGGCUAUUUCAAGUUCGGAGGGUCAACAGUGAUUCUUCUUUUUGAGAGAAACAAGUUUAAGUUCGACUCGGACUUGGUUGAGAAUAGUAGACAGCAGAUGGAAACGCUUGUUCGAGUAGGUCAAAGUGUGGGACAUCUGCCUGGGAUAGAAGAGGUCCGCAGAGAUCACAUGGAGUUCUCCAAGUUAACCGAGAGCACUAGGAAGAACUUGAUCAGAGUGAUUACUGGAGGAGACUUGGCGGAUGUGAAGGAGUUCAGGAGCUGGGAGGCUUCUAAUUUGACCUUUGACGAUGACCUUGACUCUAUGGUGGAGUAUGUUUCUGAUUAUGACGAGGAGGAGGAGAAAGAUGAAGAUGAAGAAGGUAUCAUAUACUAGGUAUUAUAUAGAGAGGUAGUCUAGUAGCAUUUGUAAGGAAAUAACAAGAGUUUCUAUAAUCU